UGUUCCCUGCCGAAGGCCGCCCGGCCGCAGCGCCGGCCUCCCGCCGCCAUGAAGCUCGUCAGGUUUCUAAUGAAACUGAGCCAUGAGACUGUGACCAUUGAACUGAAGAAUGGGACACAGGUGCAUGGAACUAUCACAGGAGUGGAUGUCAGUAUGAAUACGCAUCUGAAAGCAGUGAAAAUGACACUGAAGAACAGAGAACCCGUACAGCUGGAGACGCUGAGUAUUCGAGGGAAUAACAUCCGAUACUUCAUUCUGCCGGACAGCUUGCCUCUGGAUACUUUGCUAGUGGAUGUUGAACCAAAAGUCAAAUCCAAGAAAAGAGAAGCAGUUGCUGGAAGAGGUCGUGGCAGAGGCCGUGGGAGAGGCCGAGGUCGUGGAAGAGGAAGAGGGGGUCCAAGACGGUAACUUCUCACCCAGAAACUGUUACCAAAAUCUGGGCAAUUUCAGAUAUUUUCUUGUACAGGUCUUGUUUAUGGUAUUCAUUUUUAAUAAACUGAAAUGUGAAAAAGUUGUAUUUCCUUUGUUAGUGAAGUCUGGGGAGGAAGGCAUGGCCUGUUUCUAGAGGCUGUUGCAGACCAAGCAUGUCUUGUUGGGUAUCACUGUCAUGAUCAAGAUUUCACCCACCCCUGAAGGCUGUACAACUACCUCUUGCUUUUUGCCCCAGAGCAAGAGACUUAUGUUGGUGUGCUUUAAGAAUGUUUGUUCAACAUUCAUCCCUCUUUUAUAAGGCACUUGCCAUCUUCUCAUGGUUACAUAGUUAAGACACUGUAUUAAGAACUGCAUCCCAUGAGUGUGUCUCUAAUGUCUCUUUAAAGUUCAUAGAUACAAUUUUACUGUUUUCUAUUACAUGAAGCUUACAAUUUAAACAUGUUGCUUUCUUUAUAAAAUGUUCACUUAGGGAAAUUAACCAGUUCUGUGGAACUGCUGGAUUGUUACAUCUCAUGAUUAAAGUAUACCUGGA
Molecule: messenger RNA, 964 nt
Organism: Gavia stellata (red-throated loon)
Lineage: Eukaryota; Metazoa; Chordata; Aves; Gaviiformes; Gaviidae
Gene: SNRPD1
Product: small nuclear ribonucleoprotein D1 polypeptide
Exons: 4
Coding region: 49-408 (119 amino acids)
Biological process (GO): RNA processing; spliceosomal snRNP assembly
Cellular component (GO): U2 snRNP; SMN-Sm protein complex; pICln-Sm protein complex
Molecular function (GO): RNA binding
Source: RefSeq, a predicted model, not a curated record